Spodoptera litura is the source of this 2997-nucleotide messenger RNA. RefSeq names its product mitochondrial pyruvate carrier (gene Mpc1). The record is from RefSeq and is a predicted model, not a curated record. Gene Ontology annotation, biological process: pyruvate import into mitochondria. Lineage: Eukaryota; Metazoa; Arthropoda; Insecta; Lepidoptera; Noctuidae. Gene Ontology annotation, cellular component: mitochondrial inner membrane.
GACACUGACAAUACUGACAUUGACAUUGGUAAGAAUUUAGAAGGAUUAGGAUAGGACGUUUUUGAGAAGAAAAAUAUAAUUAAAUUAAACGGAGUAUUAAAAAUAUUUCAAAAUGAGCCUUAUUGGAAAGCUUGUGCAGCAGCUGAAAAGCAAAGAGUUUAGACAGUAUUUAAUGAGCACCCAUUUUUGGGGUCCAGUAGCCAAUUGGGGUAUACCAUUAGCCGCGAUAGCAGAUACACAGAAAGACCCUGCCAUUAUCAGUGGAAAAAUGACAUUAGCCUUAUCCAUAUACUCGUUGAUGUUCAUGAGAUUCGCGUGGCGUGUGCAGCCGCGUAACUUGUUGCUGUUUGCCUGCCAUCUCACUAACGAAGCCGCACAGUUGACACAACUCGCACGAUUCGUCAACCACCACUACAUAUCGAAAGGACCCGAGCAGAAAACCAAAUAAAUUCUGCAAUGAUACAGAUUGGAACAUCGCUGACAGUAAGUGCCUUAAAUAUUGCAGGCAAAUUGUCUUUAAAAGAUUCAUUUGUCCAAUGAGGGUUUUCGAUUAUCAACCGACUUAAAAAAGGAUGUCAGAUUUUUCCCUUUUUGUCACCAUUGGCGCUAGUGUCGCUUUAGGCCACUCAACUUAGCUGUUAAUAGUGGACUGUGAGUUUGAGCAAAGUACUAUGAGGUUAAUACCUGAUGUUAUUGUAUCAAUUCAAUAACCCUGUGAAUUCUAUUGGUUAAAAGACCACUCCAGUGCCUUUCGCGACACGAACCCUCAGUACAUCAGCUAACUGACUUGACUAAAUUACCGAGAGUUGAUAAAACUAUGUCAAAUUAGUCUCCAAUGUUUAAGGUAUUUACACAAUAGAUGGCGUUGUUUAAUAUUCUGCUAGUUGAAGUUAAAUAUUUUUACCGCCCUUUUUUGUUUAAGGUUCUAAAUGAUCAAUUUUGGGUUUGGGGAUCAUCUUAAUGUUCUCUUAAAACAAUAUAGCGGUACAGAUAUUUGACAUAGUAAAAUUUUAUUUAGAUUUGGGUCUUGGCGAACUGUUAAAGAUGGUAAUUUAUUCCUUGCAUGCAUCGAAUAGAAUUGAAAGGUACUAAAGGUACGUUGAUAUUUUAUUGUUAAACGAAACUGCCCUCACUACACAUCUAUUUUAAUGUAAGAAUAUAAAGUUAGUUUACUAACUUAGGUAGUAUACUUUGUUAAAGCCUCAAUGGCCGUUAUAGGAAAAAAAAUGUAUUUUCGAAAUUGAAUUACAUGUAAAUAGUAAAUAGUGAGCAAAUGAAAUCGCCCCCUUUUUUAACAUGUAAAAAUUAACCUACUAUUAACAUCAUAAACAACCUUUUGAUCCAUUAAUAAAACUUUACAUUUGGUUCAAUUACAAUUUCAUACAAAAAUAAACGAUUUGUUUACCUGAACAAGUCCUGGAUAUCCACAAAAAGUUCUGGCUCAGAUACGACGACUUUUCCAUCCAACGAGGUCACCUUCAGUUUGAAUAGACAACUUCGACCUUCAUUGAAACAUUUUUUCCUUAUAACGGCACUAGAGGACACAUACAUAGUGUAAUUUAUUAUUCAAAUAUCUAGUUGUUAUAUAAAUUUUAAGUAGAAAUUGAGAGUUACUGGUGAAAUGUAACGCUUUUGAAGCAUUGUUAUUAUCUAUGUAAUUGUAUAUUAUGUAAAGUAGAAAUCAUGUUUAACAACGUAUUGUAAUUUUUUGCCUUACGUAGGGAUUUUUAAGAGCCUUUUUUCUGUAACAGGGAUUUAUGCAAGAUCAUAUAGUUAUGGCCUGUACGUUUAACUUUUUUUAAAUGAGAAUGCUGUAAAAAUUUUUAGUACUGGCCUGAGAUCCAUAGACAUUUAUACAACUGUAUAAAAAAAGGUUCUAUUUAGGUAAAAUUUGUGAUAUUUAGCGCACAUUUCACAUUUACGGGUUGCAAAAAAUAAAGUUUAAGAAAGUAAUGUUUAUCCUAAAGUGGACGUUUUCCAGCUGAAUUUUAAAUAUAGCAAAAAUUAUAUUUAACUUUGUAAAUAAAUAUCUUUAUAGUAAUGUUUCUACUAGAAUGCAAACAACUAACAAGAAAUAAUUUUAAUUGUGUCAAAUAGAACAAUAGUUAGCUCAAUCGUUUUACCUUGAAAUCAUUAAUAGUAAAGUAGUGUUUAGAAUAAUAACGCAUAUAUUUUGAAUAAAAAUUAAUGGGGGAUCUCCGAUUAUAUUCGUUGGGUUAGUGAUACCUAUGUAUAAAAGGCGAUAUGCCUAUGUAUAAAUGUUAUUGAUCGUGGAAUUAAGAAUUGUAUUUAUCUCCGAACGAUUUUAAAGCAUCGAUAAACUUACUGUGUUGAAAGUUGAAACAUGUAAUACGUCUUUUUGAUAAAGUUGCAGAUAUUUUUGUACCAUAUUUCUGUUCAAUGAUAAAUAUUUUUGUCAAUUGAUUUAGUGCCUUUUUUCUAUUUCGUUUUUUAAGCUGCUUGAGAAUGUUUUAUCUAUGUGUUUUACCACGCGAGGUUGUUGCUUGAGAUGGAUCUGACAGAGAGCCUUGGAAGGUAAGGUUAAGAGUAGGAGAUAAUAUUGUAACUGGAUAUUCAUUGUCUGUUGCUUCGAUAAUGGGAAUAUAUUAUGGGAAAGCUGCGAAGUUAUUUUUUAGAAGCAGGGUCUAUCCAACGUUAUGGUAUGAAGUUAUGAAAUUGUAUGACAGUAUGUAUCUGAAAAUGUGAUACCAAGGGGUAUAGGGAUAUAGGGUAAAGGCUGGCGUACGCACAUGCCUGUAAAAAUAAACCCUAUCACUAUACAUAUACGGCUUCAACUACUGCAAAGGUACAUAUAAUUUUUUAACAUGUGAUUGUUAAAUUAAUCCUUUGGGUUCGUCAGCCCUGUGUAGUAUAAGUACGAGUAUGUUGUACAAAAUAUAUAUUUAUAAUGUGAAGUUAUAUUAAAACAAGGGUAUAUUAUAUUUUUUUAAAUAUUUAUUGUAAAUUGUAUUCUGAUGAUUACACUUGUUGAUCUGU